Molecule: messenger RNA, 672 nt
Organism: Morone saxatilis (striped sea-bass)
Lineage: Eukaryota; Metazoa; Chordata; Actinopteri; Moronidae
Product: E3 ubiquitin-protein ligase TRIM33-like
Exons: 5
Coding region: 175-672 (165 amino acids)
Source: RefSeq, a predicted model, not a curated record
GCAGCCCACAGUGCUCUGUUCAGGACUGCCUGUGUCUAUGCCCGCCCCCCGGGUGUCCCCUCCCUGGGUUUCGUCUGGUCCUCAGGCGACGCUGAAAGAUGAGAUCUUACCUGGAAGAAGAUGAAGUGAGAGGACUCUCAGUCUCAUGAUGGUGAUGAUGUCACAGAUGAUGUCAUGGAGCCGCCGCCGUCGCCGGAGUCUCCUGUGACUCUGGUGAUGGUUUCCUGCUCCGCCUGCGGAUCAGCCAACGCCUCCAUCAUCUGCUCAGCCUGCGGGCGAGGGUUCCACAGAGACUGCCACGUUCCCCCUGUGGGGCCCCACAUGUGGUCAGAGUGGAUCUGUUCUCUGUGUCAGGACCUGUCAGACCCCUCAGACCCCUACAGCUCUGACAGACCACAAAGACCUCAGAGUCCCUGUCUGGGUCUGCAGGACCAGAGGAGGUGUGAGAGUCUGCUGCUGUAUCUGAAGGUGGAAGGCUGCAGUCGACUGUCUGAGUCCGGUUUCGUUUGGUCUCAGCUGACGUUGUCGUCGGAGCGUCUGACUCUCCACCGUCGUCCUUCGUAUCAAACAGCUGCAGAGUUCCUGUCCGACAUCUGGAUUCUGCUCAGAGACGCAGAGGUCAGAUACAACAACAAUAAUAAUAUAAUGUUGUGUUCUUCCAUCAGUGACUGA